UCCUAGUAGUAAAAUCUCUAUUGCUCCUUUGUAAAAUCUAUGCCUACUGGCUACUUAGAACAAGUAGCUCCUAGUAGUAAAAUGCUUAUUGCUUAUUCAUAAAAUCCUAUGGCUAAUGGCUACUUAGAGCAUGUAGCUCCUACCAGUAAAAUGUUAGUGCUCAUCGAUGAUGGAUUGGCAGUAAUGCUUGAGAAAUUCUUCCAGCAUCAAAUGAUGGCUUUGGGGUUUUCACCCUUAUUUUCAUACUAUGUCCCUAGACUUGUUGUCAGCGUAGUGAAGAUAGUUCUGCAAACUGCAAAGACAUGGAAAGCAUGUGUCUUCUACAUGAAGUAUUAUUUACCUGGGUAGUCAUGUCUUCUUGCAGAUUAAAUCUGUUUUCAGAGCAUAGAUCACCUUGGUUGUGCUUGGGAUGCUAAACUUUUGGAAAAUUGGGAUUUUGUGGCAGAGAGGAGUUGUAUGUAUUUAGACAGCAAAACAGGAUAACAUUGCAGAUCCAGAGAAGCUUGAGCCCUUUGGCUCCAGAGCUUUUACACUAUAAGUUGAGCAGAAAGGUAUGCUUGUUUCUGAUGCAGCCAGCUCAGUUUGAUAGUGUUCUGCAAAAGAUUACAGAGUUAAAUAAAGCUCUACAAUCUGACCUAGUAGCAGUUUUAUGUUAAGACAGUUUUUUCAUGACAUCUUAUUUAUUCACUUUCAAGCCAGUUUUCCUAAUAGAAAUACAAGUCGCUUGUUGCUUAUGUUGUUAGAGCUCUUUGCAUUGCCAGAGCUUUAGUAGUGAAAAUAUAGCCUAUUUUGGCCUCUACUAGUGUUUACUUCAGAAUCAAAUAUCAUACAUGAUGCUGCCAGGGCAAACAUUAUUUCAGCAUUUUAGAUCAAUCCUUGCAUCCUAUGGAAAUGGGUUUUCAUUUGUGACCUAAUUGUGUCUCAUGCAUUUUCUGGUUGAUCCGUCUGGCCCGUCCUGGAGACCAGCUGCUUGAUCUUUUUAUAUUUCUACUCUGUUAGUUUCUUUUGUCCCUUUGUAGUUCUCUUGCAUACAAUCUUCUUCAUAAUGUAGUCAUUGAAAUUGUUGUAAAGGAGAAAAAGAAUAUGUCUCUGAUUAGACUUGAGAUAUUCAGACAGGGUGCCACAAGUGAAACUUCACAUUACCCCUCCAGCAGCUCUCAUGUUGACAUUGCUUUGUUGCUAAAAUUGAUGAGAGAUCACAGCCACUUGAAAUGAUGUUUCCAGUGCAUGUGGUGUGGAUAAUCCUUCUGAUCUCAUAACUUCCUAAAUCCUGGUUCUUGCUAAUUGAGUUGGCUGGCAAUUUAUGUUUUAUGAACUUCUCUUUCUCAAUCAAAAGAUGGAUUUAUUGCAAUCUUUUUGAUCUUGUUAACGCUCCACUUUCAUGUUGUCUAAUUAUCUUAUAAGAUUAUUAGCUGUAUCAUAUACCUUUGGAACUCUUUGCCUCUAUAUCCACACUAUAAAUAUAAACCUAAUUGACAA
This is a messenger RNA of Rubroshorea leprosula, 1479 nucleotides long. The record is from the annotation of a GenBank genome assembly. NCBI's taxonomy places the organism in Eukaryota, Viridiplantae, Streptophyta, Magnoliopsida, Malvales, Dipterocarpaceae.